This is a messenger RNA of Ooceraea biroi (clonal raider ant), 2878 nucleotides long. RefSeq names its product Folylpolyglutamate synthase 1 (gene Fpgs1). Gene Ontology annotation, cellular component: cytosol; cytoplasm; mitochondrion. Gene Ontology annotation, molecular function: tetrahydrofolylpolyglutamate synthase activity; ATP binding. Gene Ontology annotation, biological process: tetrahydrofolylpolyglutamate biosynthetic process. The record is from RefSeq and is a predicted model, not a curated record. NCBI's taxonomy places the organism in Eukaryota, Metazoa, Arthropoda, Insecta, Hymenoptera, Formicidae.
AUGGAAUCCCAUGUGUUUCUCACGUGAUGCCAUAAAUAUAACUAUACUACGCUGCAGAUGUGCAAUUUUUGCAUCCUCCGCGAAAAUCUAAAUUCGCCAUAACCUAACCUAAGUUGCUCCUAGUAACUUCGACCGUAAAUGUAUUAGUUGGCAGCGCUGAAUCACAUCACAAUGGUCACACACGUGCACGUGUAGUGCGAGUGACAUGUUUGUGGCGGGAAAAUAUUUGCGUUAUUUGCGCUCGAUGUAUUACGAUGAUCAAUACAUGACAUGGCAAAUGUACUUAAUUAACAUUCUAGCACUGCGACUUCGAAUUGUUUAUGACAAUUUCUAUACAUGAAAACGAACGUGCAAAACUGCCAAGGAACUAAAGUGUGCGAAAAAGGUUCAGUUUAUGAGCUUCAGUUGAGGAACAACUAAAACCUUUUAUACAAUAACAACAAUAAAAUUAACGAUUCCUCGCUUGCGGAGAGUUUGCGUGUGAAGUUCUGGAAAAUUCUUUCGCGAUAUUCUAACGCUUUCACGACAAAUGUACGUGAUUAAGUAUUGUAUCAUCACGCGUUGCUCACGUAGUUUUGAAAUGUUCAAGCUAUUCGAAAACGGAAGUAUUUGACAAAACGAGGAUCGCGGUUCAAAGCUGAAUCAAAGCGGAACUCGUAAUUUCUCGGGAGACCGAGAUCCUUGCACUUUGACACAACUAUAAAGCAAAGUUCAUCAGUUAUCGCUUCUUGUACGAUUGCAUAAUAAGCGAAUCCCCGAUGUUUACUCUGCUGAGGAAAAUGACGCACAAUGGAUUUCUGAACCGUUCCGUCCAUACUGAUGGAUCCUACGAGGAUGCUGUAAAAGCAUUAUGUCUUACUUUGCAAAGUAACGCCGAUUAUUUGCAAGCUGCUAAGAAACAUCCAAAUGAUCCUGAGAAGUUGAAAGAAACAGAAAAAUAUUUGCUCAGAUCUGGCGUUACUUUGGAGCAACUGGACGGUCUUUCUGUCAUCCACGUUGCUGGCACCAAAGGUAAGGGCUCGACGUGCGCGUACACAGAGGCGAUUCUGCGGCAGCAUGGUUUCAGCACGGGCUUCUUCAGCUCGCCGCACCUCGUCUCCGUGCGGGAACGUAUCCGGCUAAAUGGCGCGCCAAUCAGUCAGUUGCACUUUGCUCGCUGCUUCUGGAACGUGUACCGGAGCUUGUAUCAGCAGCGAGAGCACGAGUCUGACAUGCCAACGUAUUUCAAGUUUCUGACACUUCUCACGUUCCACGUGUUCCUGGAAGCGAAUGUCGAUGUAGCGAUUAUCGAAGUUGGAAUCGGCGGCGAGCUGGACUGCACCAAUAUCCUACGAAACCCGGCUUGCGUGGGUGUGACGAGCUUGGGUCUGGACCACACUUCUCUGCUGGGCAACACUCUGCAAGAAAUCGCGUAUCAGAAGUCGGGGAUCUUCAAACCGCACGCAAUGGCGUUCACGGUGCCGCAACCGGAGUCGGCGAUGUGCGUACUGCGGAAGCGUGCCGUAGAGAAGCAGUGUCGCAGUUUGCGAGUAGUACCCGCAGUCUUGAAUCGCAAGUGGAACGACGUUCUCUCAUCGGCGGGCGCGAAUUUUAGCGGUAUGCAGCAGCAGAAUGCUUCGCUGGCAGUCAACAUGGCUCUGGCAUGGAUGAACUCCUGGAGCGAUAAGUCAUCGUCGAUUGCACUUGACAAAUUCGCUAAUAAUUUUCUCCAGAACGACACGGAUGAUUUGUCCCGUGUUAUCUCUUUGGAUAAAAUAGCGCUAGCGUUGGCAAGCUGCAAGUGGCCGGGUCGUGUGCAGAUCCUGAGGACCAGCAUAGCGGAUUUCUAUCUGGAUGGUGCUCACACCGUCGAGAGCGUCGUUAACUGCGCAUCUUGGUUUAAGAGAGCCAGUCGGAGAGCGUCUAGGAAAUUCCUGAUAUUUAACACCACCGGCGACCGUAACUCUUCAGAAUUAUUAAAACCGCUACGGUCUUUGGACUUUGAAAAGGCUUACUUUGUCCCUAAUUGCGCUGGAAUAACCAGCAUAGAGGACUUGACGAAUCAUGCGGCAAUCAACGAGCAAAGAAAACGGUGCGAGAAACACUGCGAGCUGUGGGGCAAAGAUUCGGUGCUGAAAAGCAGCAUCACCGAAGCGUUGUUUGAUGUCAGAACGUGUGCUUCAGCGACUAGUGAUAAAGUGGAGAUACUCGUUACAGGAUCCCUGCAUUUGGUUGGUGCACUAUUGACCGUACUGGACCCUAACUUGACGAUGACAAGCGACCUUUGAUGUAAAAUGAAGUGUAGUCGUGUCUUCUCCAUGGAACGUCUUAAAUCAUAGGAAAAAAAGAAAUGGGUAACUUCAUCCAUAAAAUUGUACUAGGUCGGUGCACAAGUUCUUAUGAUGAAUGGAUCGCUUCAAAAGGUGACUUUCAACGUGAUAUUCGCAUGUUGGAAAGAUGAGAAAAAGAAAACGAUGAAAAAUACCUUGAUUGAUUUAUGCUGUAUCGAUUGUUUCAUUUCGAUAAAGAAAAAUCGCAAGAACUUAUGCAUCGACCUAACUCAAUCGCUCGAAUCGAAUAACUAUUAUGAGAAACGUAAGAUCUGAUAUGCAUCAGUAUAUUUGCGAAAACAUGGUGGAAAACUGUCGAAUGAACAAGAAACAGUUUCUUUUUUAAAGAAAUCGUAGAAUUAUAUAUAUUUAAUAGGUAUAUAUAUAUAUAAUACUUAAUAGUGAUAAUAUAACAAUAUUCAUAUUAAUUGCUUAUGAUGUAAAAACAAUUGUACAUAUCUCGCGUAGAAUAAUUUUGGAGCAAUAUUUUAAUGAUGACGCUUUUUUACAGCUAUUUUUGUACUUCAAUGCAGAUCAAUCGUUCACAAUAAAAAGAACAUUUCAAUUGC